Molecule: messenger RNA, 3668 nt
Organism: Folsomia candida
Lineage: Eukaryota; Metazoa; Arthropoda; Collembola; Entomobryomorpha; Isotomidae
Exons: 7
Coding region: 1318-2160 (280 amino acids)
Source: RefSeq, a predicted model, not a curated record
AGUCCACGCCACAUCCUCUUGUCCUCUCCUCGCUCUAAAAAUCCUACCUAAAACCAAGGCUUCUUCUCGUCCCUUCAAAACCACUCCACAAAAAAUUAACAUCUUAUCCCCCCCCACUCAAUUUAUCAUUUAAAAAAUUAACAUAACCAACUCAAGAUAACCUCCAAAAUUAAAAAUCCCCGCUACUGCAAAUAACGUCACAUUUCUCACCCAAGAAAUAUCCAAGGCUCCUCUCUGUCCCCUUAAGUGCAUCACCACCUUAAAAAAAGCUACUUUCUCUGCUAACAAAAGACCAAAAAUUCAGCGUCCCACAAACUGAGAGCUGAAUCGAGUGAAAGUCAUCACUUUCAUCACUCCACUACUUCCUUCAUCUCAUCUCAUCUCUAAUCACGCACUAAUGAAGAGACCCCAACUUUCUUCAACUAUUUGUUUGCAUAAUGAAUAAAAAAAUAAUAUGAAAAAAAGUGAAUCAACUCUACGCCAACUUUUAAAUGACAAAGUUUCCCCGUGAAGAAGAAGAAGAAAGAAAACAAAGAAAAGAGUCUAUAACUGGAUUUCCAUAAUCGCAUCCUCCUCUCUCAACCAUUACGAAUUACUUGAGCACAAAAUUAACGAUUUACUUACUUACUUACGUAAUAUAUCACUAAUCCAAUCCAAUUCUUCAAGAAGCUUCCCAUCCAUCCAUCCAUCCAUUUUUCCACCAGCACUUAUCGAUCACUCCUCAAUAAUACGCACGGCAGUAAUUCAAUUACCGAUAAGUCUAAAAUGCCUCAAUUCUGACACCCAGUUUGAAGGAAAAGUGAAACAUUUCCGUAACCACUUUCAUCAUCCAUAAAGCUCAAUCCAUAUCCAAUCAGAUAAGUAAUAAGUAACUCAAACAACACUACACAACUUUCCUCUUAAACGUAUCUUGCUUGCGUGGCUGGCGACUAAUGAAAGCCAAUAAUGUCGUGUCGUGUAGGAUGAACUAUUUUCAAAUUCUGACACAAACAGACAGCUUUAAAAUUUUACAUGAAUGAAACCUACCAAUAAUUUGAGACACACGGGUUCGGUUUUGUGUCAACGAGUGAACAACUAACUACACACACAUCGAACUGACGCAUCAAAGAGUUUUGUGGUUUGGUUUGCUUUAUUUUCCGGGGUGCCCCCUUUGGAAACAUUGCGAUGUGAAGUUUACUUACGGAAGUACAGAACUGGUUGCUUAAUUAAACAAACAAAUAACUUUGAACAGCAAGUCCCCAUCGAGCCGAGUGAGGAAAGAUAAGCUACUUGAAAAGGGGAACGAACCAACGUCACAGGAACAAGGAUUUCGUCACCAUGAAUCGUCUCACUUUUACCACGCUGCUCAUAAACUUUGCACUCGGGUUAAAACUGGAGAAUGUGACGGUCCCAAAAUAUGGGUCUCUCCACGGGUGGGUCAAGCUUUACUGUGAUUUCGUCAUGGAUGCCGAUGAGCCUCUCCUCGUUCUCAAAUGGUAUAAAGAUGGCCACGAGUUUUUUCGAUACUCGCCGAACAUCCAGCCCAACAUCCUGGACUUUCCAACGGCCGGCGUCCACGUCAAUGUUUCCCAAUCAGGAUUGAAUCACGUCAUGCUACGAAAUAUCUCUUUGCAAUCGGGUGGCAGCUACAAAUGCGAAGUUUCCGCAGACCGUCCUUCUUUCCGAACGUUACAAGGGACCGGGGACAUGAUUGUGAUUGCCCCUCCCGCAGCUGACCCGGAGAUUACUGGAAUCCAUCCAGCCGUCAGCGUGGGCGAGACUAUCAACGCCAACUGCACCUCCUUCCACAGCCAACCCGCCGCAUCCCUCAUGUUUUAUAUCAACGAAGAAAAGGCGGAGGCUGGCGAGAUUCGCGAAUUCGUCCCAAUUUCUGAGCCCAACGGGUUGGAGACGUCCAUCCUGGGGCUGCACUUCCUCGUGGAACCUCGCCACUUUAAACAUGGCAGUUUGGAGCUAAAAUGUACCGCAACAAUUGGAAAUAGUUACCGACUUAAGAGAAUCAACAUUUCAGAAGCGAAAUUUCCAAAUGCACAGCCUUCAAUUCCAAAUAAUAGACCGCUUCUUUCUGGUGCAACCCCCAUCAAAUUCUACUCCUCCUGUACUCUGAAAACUACUCUUUUAACACUUGCAAUCACGACAUUAUUCCGAUAUUCGCAUUAACACUAAAAGUGCAAAUUACAUGUGUACCCCAAGUUUCCAACUGGAAUACAAACAACUUUUUACGUGUCACGUGUUUAGUGAAAGUUUGCAAAUGUUUACUAAUAAAAAAAACAGUAUGUGCAAAUGAGGCUCAAUAAACGCCCCAUCACGCUCAUUCAUGAAACACUGCAAACUUUUGGCGUAUUAAUAUCCAUCCUCCCGAGAAGAAUACGUAUCUGACGCCAUCAAAAAUUUGCACAAAUCUUCCCACUCAAAAGCGGACUUAAGUGUUAUGACAAACAUUACGUUAAGAACUUCAUAAACACGACACAUUACACACUUUUGGCAUCAUUUCCUCGUCAUCUCGUCCUCUUUUGCAAGUUACAGUUCCAACAUGUGCAAAAAAACUUGACCCGUUUUCUCUCCCUCAAGAAAUAUCUAACUUCUUGUAAUGAAUUCAGCACCAUUUCAACUGCCUGCUGAAAUCUCUCCCAACUUUAAAAAAGAAAGAAAGAAAGUCAAACUCACCAACAAAAUUUGCAACGAGGAAAAAGAAAGCCAGCCAACUUUCUCUUACGUGAAGAGAGGAGAGACAGAUAGAAAAAAUAAUAAAGAUAAAUUUCCGCCGUGCAAAGGAUUUCCAGGAAUGAAUUCUCAGCUCAUUUUAAAAGGAUUUUCUAGUCUUAAAUUGGCUCAAGUGGGCUGAAGGUGAACAUGACUGACGGAAAAGUGGUGAAAUAUUGCCUCCAAACGCGAAACUAAAUAAUAUUUCUCUUCUCCACUUUCUCCCUCCGGUGCAGUGGCCGCGGAAGCCGGGGGGACGUUAACAUUGUAGGAUAGGGGAGGGAAGGGAGGGGUUUAUAUAAGAUGGGGACAUUUUCCGCACCCUUCCGCGGCCACUUUCUCCAGUGAUAGUCGUGGUGGUGGUGCUCUGUCGGAUCGUCAUCUUGCCAAAGAAAUGCAUAAUAAAUGCGAUGAGAGAGAGACACACAAAAUCUGGAGAAAAUUCUUCGGAGCAGUAAAAAAAUGUUCGGAGAUUCAAUUUAUUCAAUAUUUUCUCCCUUCUUAUUGAGAAAUGACGGAUGUGAAUGUGGGUUUUUUUAGGUUCAAAUCGGACGUGAAAUGCGAAAUUGUGUUUUGACUGGAGUGGGCACAGGAACGGAUGGAAGUGCAGUGGCCGCGGAAGUGUACGGACAAUGUCCCCACGGUUGUUCGAGGUCCCCAUCAUCUUAUACAAACCCCUCCCUCCCCCAUCCUACAAUGGAAAUGUCCCCAGAUGUCCCCCCGGCUUCCGCGGCCACUGGUGGCAAACACACAUUUUUUUGUACUUAUUUAGUGUAGUGUUACAUCCAUCCAUGAAAUAUUGGAUUGUUCUUAUAAAUCUCGAAGAUAAAGGAGAUUUUUCCGUGUGUUAGUUAUGUAAGGAUUUCAACCUGAAUAUUUUAUCUUUAUGUAUGUCUACCAAACUUUGGCAUGUAAGUAUUCGAUGUUACGUAAUAUCCGAAAUAAAUACACUUAUAUAAUUUUCA